This is a messenger RNA of Syzygium oleosum, 773 nucleotides long. RefSeq lists its product as uncharacterized. NCBI's taxonomy places the organism in Eukaryota, Viridiplantae, Streptophyta, Magnoliopsida, Myrtales, Myrtaceae. The transcript has 8 exons. Gene Ontology annotation, biological process: 'de novo' cotranslational protein folding; protein transport; protein unfolding. The record is from RefSeq and is a predicted model, not a curated record. Gene Ontology annotation, molecular function: peptidyl-prolyl cis-trans isomerase activity; ribosome binding; protein folding chaperone. Bases 66 to 731 code for a protein of 221 amino acids.
GUUCAAACCAAUUAUCAGCUAUCAAAAAGCUUCUGCGGGCAGCACCACUCCGCGCACCCACAACAAUGGCGUCGAUGACGAUGACGAUGGCGUCGUCCAUGCCUCGGCUGUUCCAACGCCUCCCACCAAAUUCGAGAAUUACCAUUGGGAGCUUCCAUGAUUAUAUCCUCACUCUUGACAACCCCAGAAGCAUCAAGUUUUGUUAUGGACAGAAUAUAUAUCAUAGGCAAUCGACUUCUUUGUCUGUCAGAGGUUUAGAGGCAGUGAUUACGGAUCCGAAGGACAAUGCAGUAACUUUGAAAAAUGCCAAGAUUGUUGUAGAGUCCCAAAAAGAAAAUCAGAUGCAACUGAGAGUGGAUUUGACUGGCGAUGAGACACAAAGAGUAUUUGAUCAGGUUCUGACUAAUCUUGCUCGUACAGCACCGCCAAUUCCAGGUUUUCGUAGGCAAAAAGGAGGAAAAACAACAAAGGUUCCCAAGGAUUUUCUCUUACAGAUCCUUGGUGAAGACCGCGUCACCAAGUUUGUGAUCCAAGAAAUAGUUACUUCAACAAUGGCUGAUUAUGUGAAAAGGGAAAACCUGACUCUGAAAGAGAACAAAAUCAGCACAACCCAGACAGCAGAAGAACUCAAAUCAACAUUUGCUCCUGGAAAAAAUUUCGGAUUCAACACUGUAGUGGAACUUGAAAGUCCAGAAAUUGAGACAUCAAGUUCCACCUCCAAUGACUUGUAGAAUUUUUAUUCUUUAUUAAAUAAAAAGGGAGAUACUCAGUAA